Molecule: messenger RNA, 598 nt
Organism: Paramecium octaurelia
Lineage: Eukaryota; Ciliophora; Oligohymenophorea; Peniculida; Parameciidae
Source: the annotation of a GenBank genome assembly
AGAUGAGCAAGAGUCGUCAUAGUUCAAUGCAUAAGCUUACGGGUCCUCCUCAGAUCGUUAUGUUUGAUGGAGAAGAAUCAAGAUUUCAAAAAAGAAUUUUCAGAGGUUUUAAGUUCUGUAUUAUUAAGAGCAUUCGACUGAUAAAAUAAAAUUUUGUUGGGAGCAAUCUCCUAUUCACAAAACGAAUGAUUUCAAUUUCUAAAAAGUCAAUUAUGUUGAUCAAAAGGAUAUGGAUGUCCAUGUUCGUAAUAGUUAUCAGUUGCCAUAAAUUUAUAAGCGUAAAAAUCAACUAUACAAUGAAUGCUUUGUUGUAUCUCCCCAAUUAACUGCAGGUUCAUCGAUCAUGUAUAUUUUAGAAUCGGAGUAAAAGUUUGGGAAAUAUGCCAAACGAUACACUUAGGAUUCAGACAUAUUUUCACUCAAAAUUCCAAUGGAAAAAUAGUACUCUCAGCACUCAUCUGCAUAUGGGCAGUUCUACUUCCAACCAGAAUUUAAGCUAACUAAAACUAAACCUGUUUUCAAAUAUCACACAGCAAAAAGUCAAAUUCUUGGCAACUCCAGACUACAAUAUAUUAAAUUAAGGCAGGAAAUGGAUUGA